Molecule: messenger RNA, 1164 nt
Organism: Amblyraja radiata (thorny skate)
Lineage: Eukaryota; Metazoa; Chordata; Chondrichthyes; Rajiformes; Rajidae
Product: prolactin-releasing peptide receptor
Exons: 1
Coding region: 34-1101 (355 amino acids)
Biological process (GO): G protein-coupled receptor signaling pathway
Cellular component (GO): neuron projection; plasma membrane
Molecular function (GO): neuropeptide Y receptor activity; neuropeptide binding
Source: RefSeq, a predicted model, not a curated record
CUUGGAAAUUCAGAGCAGUUUCGAGCUGAGACCAUGGAGGAGCGGACGCCGGGUUCGGAGAGCUGGCUGGACGGCGCGGAGAACCUCACUGCCCGGGAGAGGCUGCUGGAGGAACUGGGGAACCUGUCGGCGCAGUUUCAGGGCAUCCAACUCAUCCAGUCCUUCAAACCCCUCAUCAUCCCCUGCUACGCCCUGGUGGUCUUCAUCGGCAUCUUCGGCAACUACUUGCUCAUCUACGUGAUCUGCAAGACCAAGAGGAUGCACAACAUCACCAACUUCCUACUGGGCAACCUGGCCUUCUCCGACAUGCUGAUGUGCGCCACUUGUGUGCCCUUCACCCUGGCUUAUGCCUUCGAGCCGCGGGGUUGGGUCUACGGCCGCUUCCUCUGCUACUUCGUGUUCCUGAUGCAGCCGGUCACAGUGUGCGUGUCGGUCUUCACUCUGACUGUGAUAGCCGUGGACCGUUACCGUGCCACGGUGUACCCUCUAAAGAGGAGGCUCGCCAUCCCCAGCUGCGCCUACUUGCUGGGGGCUAUCUGGCUGCUCGCUUGCCUGCUCGCCGCCCCGGCCUUGGUCCACACUUACUAUGUGGAGUUCCCCCACCAGGGACUCACCAUCUGCGAGGAAUUCUGGAUGGGGAUGGGAAGGCGCCGCCUCCUGUACGCUUACAGCACUCUGGCCGUCACCUAUCUGCUGCCCUUCACGCUUAUCUCGCUGUCCUACCUGCGCAUCUCGGUCAAGCUGAAGAACCGUGUGGUCCCCGGUAACACCACCCAGAGUCAAGCCGAGUGGGACCGGACGAGGCGCAGGAAGACUUUCCGUCUGCUAGUGCUGGUGGUGGCCGUCUUCGGUCUGUGCUGGCUCCCUCUGCACCUCUUCAACCUGAUCAAAGACAUGGACAUCAACCUGAUCGACAAGCAGUACUUCAACCUGAUCCAGUUGCUAUGCCACUGGCUGGCGAUGAGCUCCGCCUGUUACAACGCCUUCAUCUACGCCUGGCUCCACGACAGUUUCAGAGGGGAACUCAAGAAGAUGUUCAGCUGGCGGAACCACAAGGUGGCUCCGACGGUUCACUGCGUGAUGGCCAGCGAGGUCUUGUAAAUAAACCCAGCGCUCGGCUCGCAACAUACAGGCACUCCUGACUACAGAAUUGGGGAUAAAGGA